Zygosaccharomyces rouxii is the source of this 2145-nucleotide messenger RNA. It is a transcript of the gene NOP4, whose product is annotated as mRNA-binding ribosome biosynthesis protein NOP4. The transcript has a single exon. Gene Ontology annotation, molecular function: RNA binding. The record is from RefSeq and is a predicted model, not a curated record. Lineage: Eukaryota; Fungi; Ascomycota; Saccharomycetes; Saccharomycetales; Saccharomycetaceae. Bases 1 to 2145 code for a protein of 714 amino acids.
AUGAGUUCAGAGGCUGAAGCUGGUGUUAAUAAGAAAACCAACGGUGUAGUCGCCGCGCAGGAUGGUGAUGUUGAUAUGAAGACACUUUUCGUCAGAUCAAUUCCUCCAAAUACGACUGAUGAAGAUUUAAGUGUGUUCUUCUCUAAUUUCGCUCCUAUCAAGCAUGCUGUUCUGGUCAAGGAUAAGAAUCAAAAAUCAAGAGGAUUUGGAUUUGUUAGUUUUGCUGUAGAAGAUGAUACUAUGGAAGCAUUGAAACAAGCCAGAAGGACGAAACUUAAUGGCCAUCAAGUGAGAGUGGAUCUUGCCAAAAGGAGACACCGUAGUGGCAAAAAUGAUGAAGGUGCACAACAUCAACAACAAGCCGCCGAAGUGCAUAUCGCUAGACAUAAUGAGGGCGACCAUGAGGACGAUGAUGAAGAUGCACUUUUGAAGGGUAAACCAAAGAUUAUAAUACGGAAUAUGCCAUGGAGCUGCCGUGAUCCUGAAAAAUUAAAAAGUAUCUUUGGUAAAUAUGGGUUAGUUGUGGAAGCUACAAUCCCAAGGAAACCUAAUGGUCAACUACGUGGAUUUGCGUUUGUUACUAUGAAAAAGAUCAGCAAUUGUAAAAAAGCCAUUGAGGAUAGCAAGAAUCUGAAAAUUGAUGGUAGACCAGUGGCGGUUGAUUUUGCAGUACAGAAGAACUUCUGGGAAGAUUUUAAGAACAAACAAGAAGAGGCAGAAGAUGAGCAAGAAAGUGAAGCUGAAUCUGAAGAAUCAGGUGAGAGUGAAUCUGAAGAACAAAAUGAAAAUAGUGAUGAUAAGUCAGAUAAUGCCGAAGUCGAAUUAUCUUCAGACGAAGAAGUCAAUGAAGAGGAAGAGGAAGAGGAAGAGGAAGAGGAAGAAGAAGCAAAAACUCCUAGAAAACCUCUGAACAGGACAGAAGAAUAUUCAGUUUUUGUUAAAAAUGUGCCCUACGAUGCAACUGAAGAAUCUCUUGCGGAACACUUUGAAAAAUUUGGUCCUGUUAAAUAUGCUUUACCAGUGAUCGACAGGGAGACCGGAUUGGCCAGAGGUACUGCUUUCAUCGCAUUCCGUAACAAACAGUCAUACGAUUAUUGUUUAAAGAAUGCUCCAGCUGCAGGUGCAACUUCUCUUUUAAUCGGUGACGAUGUGUUGCCAGAAUACGUCUAUGAAGGCCGUGUGCUAUCCAUUUUACCAACAUUGAAGAGAGAACAAGCUGAUUUUAUGGCUGAGAAGAAUGCGAACAAAAGGAAGGAAGCCUUAGGUAAAGCUCCAGGUGAAAAGGAUAGACGUAGUUUAUAUUUAUUGAAUGAAGGUAAAGUGCUAGAAGGUUCAAAGUUAGCUGCUCUCUUAAGUGAAAAGGAUAUGGAAGUUCGUAAUGCUUCUUACAAUCUCAGAGUGGAACAAUUAAAGAAGAACCCUUCAUUGCAUUUGUCCUUGACUAGAUUGGCUAUCAGAAACCUGCCACGUUCAAUGAAUGACAAAGCAUUAAAGGCUUUGGCAAGGAAGGCUGUUGUGCAAUUUGCCGCGGAAGUGAAAUCAGGUGUAAGGCAUCCAUUGAGCAAAGAAGAAAUCGUAAGAUCUACCAAGGAGAAAUAUAGACAUAUGACAGACGAAGAAAUCGAACAUCAAAAGAAGAAAGAUAAGAAACAUGGUGUUGUCAAGCAGGCUAAGGUUAUCAAUGAAGUCAAGGGAUCUUCAAAAGGAAGAAGUAGAGGUUAUGGUUUCGUGGAAUUUAAAGAUCAUAAGCAUGCUCUUAUGGGAUUAAGAUGGAUGAACGUACACCAAGUGACCAAGGGAGAAAUCUUGGAAGGUUUGAACGAAGAAGAAAGAAAAUACGCCGAUUUAGACCAGAAGGCAAGUAGACGUCUUUGCGUUGAGUUUGCCAUUGAAAAUGCAAGUGUGCUUAAGAGAAGAAGGGAACGUGUAAAGCAAGCUAGAGAGCCAUCUAACAAGAGGGACGAGAAAGGAAAUUUGAUUAAAGACACUAAUUCGAAUCAAGAUACUAGUUCAACUCAGGACACUAAAUCAUCGAACGAUGAUAAUAAAUCCAGUCAAAAACGUAACAGAACGGAUUCUGGUUUAAGUGAUGAUACGAAGAGAUUAAUCGGAAUCAAACGUAAGAAGAGGCACAACAAGAAAUAA